UAGUUCUUGCUACUAAACGCUGUCGUAUCAACUUUAUUUUAUGCAGCAGUUUUUUAUUCCACAGAAAUUAGCAGGUUGAGACUUUUGAGUAACCUCAAAUUUCCAAGCGCCACCCAACUCUACCGCCGGCCACGCGUAACGAGGAUCGGAUACUCAGCUCAGAAAGAAACCUUUUAACAAUUCGGAUAGAAGAAGAUGAAUGGAGAUAUCCCCAACAUAAAGAAAUGGGUAGUUUUCUAUCCUGUUUAUAUUAAUUCGAAGAAAACGGUAGCUGAGGGUAGACGAAUCAGCUUGACCAAAGCAUGUGAAAAUCCCACUUGUGCUGAAAUCGCUGAUUGCUGCAGCCAUCUCAAACUUGCGAAUGCCAUUGAGAUUGAUAAGGCAUACCCGCGUGAUUUCAUGCAGAGAGGGAGAGUGAGGGUCCAAUUGAAAAAGGAAGAUGGUACUUUAUGCAAUCCAGCCAUUUCCUCCAGAAAACAGCUGAUGCUCCAUGUUGCGGAGUUGGUACCUAGACAUCCUGGGAGGACUAAGAAGCAGGAAGCUCCAUCCACAUCAAGUACUGCUGGGCCUUCAAAGUCUGGAAAGGGUGGAAGAAAAAAGCGAUAGCUUCUUCACUCCUAAUGAAGCAGAAGUUUUUUUUUUUUUUUUUUUUUUUUUUUUUUUUUUUAUGUGGUCCAACUCUUGGAUGGAUUUCCCUUGAACAUGUUAAAUUUCCCAUCAAGUUAAACGUCUUCAAGUUACAUGUUUCCAAACAAA
Molecule: messenger RNA, 756 nt
Organism: Durio zibethinus
Lineage: Eukaryota; Viridiplantae; Streptophyta; Magnoliopsida; Malvales; Malvaceae
Product: signal recognition particle 19 kDa protein
Biological process (GO): SRP-dependent cotranslational protein targeting to membrane, signal sequence recognition; SRP-dependent cotranslational protein targeting to membrane
Cellular component (GO): signal recognition particle, endoplasmic reticulum targeting
Molecular function (GO): 7S RNA binding
Source: RefSeq, a predicted model, not a curated record